Phymastichus coffea is the source of this 1239-nucleotide messenger RNA. RefSeq names its product lipase 3-like. NCBI's taxonomy places the organism in Eukaryota, Metazoa, Arthropoda, Insecta, Hymenoptera, Eulophidae. Gene Ontology annotation, molecular function: hydrolase activity, acting on ester bonds. Gene Ontology annotation, biological process: lipid metabolic process. The coding region runs from base 1 to 1239 and encodes 412 amino acids. The record is from RefSeq and is a predicted model, not a curated record. The transcript has 7 exons.
AUGUCCCUUCUUAUUGUUUUAUACGUUUCUUCGAUUUUUCUUACAAUAGCUGAUCAUUGUGACACUUACAAUGGACCAAUAGCCGGAAAUAAAAAUAUUUCAGAGUGCAUUAAUGGUGGUAAGACUAAAUCUUCAGGACUUGACGUAACGCCGUAUGAUUUUAUAAAAAAUCAAGGAUACCCAGCUGAGGACCACUUUGUAUUGACGAAAGAUGGUUAUAUUCUUACAUUAAAUCGAAUCCCAGGUCCACCGAAUGCCUCCGUAGUACUUUUGCAUCAUGGUUUUCCGGCUACUUCUUUCGAUUGGAUAGUUCUUGGCAAAAAUAGAGCAUUAGCAUUUUUGCUGGCUGAUCAAGGCUAUGAUGUUUGGCUUGGUAAUUCAAGAGGUGGACUUUAUUCAGCAUGUCAUGUUAAAUAUACUACAUCUGAAUAUAGUUUUUGGAAUUUUAGUUUCCAUGAAAUAGCCGUGUACGAUUUACCUGCCGAAAUAAAUUACAUAGAAAAAAUCAGAGACCACGUUGACAUGUAUUACAUCGGCCACUCUAUGGGAGCAACUAUAUCAUAUAUCAUGGUUAUAGAGAGACCUGAAUUAACAUCAAAAUUUAAAAUAUUGAUAGGCUUAGCACCAGUAGGCUUUCUAGGACACGCGAAAGGAAUUCUUCCAUUUUUUGCUCCUUUUGCAACUCUAGUUGAACCAAUAAUUAAUUAUUCAUUAGCAGGAGAAAUAUUCCAGCAAACUAAACUAAAAGAUAUCAUGCAGAAGUUCUGUAUUCUAUCUCAGUUGACUGAACAACUUUGUCUUUUCUUUCGUUUUACCGUUUUUGGCAUCGAUUUUUCACAGAUUGAUUAUGAAAUCGUCCCACUUAAUGUACAUCAUGGCUUCGUACCAUCGGCUUUUAAGAUCGCAGUUCAUUAUGCCCAGCUGAUAGUUUCUGGAAAAUUCAGGCAAUACGAUUAUGGAUUUUUAGGAAACCUAAAGUCCUAUCACAGUUUUACGCCUCCAGAUUAUGAGUUAUCAAGAAUACAAACACCCGUCGGUCUUAUUUGGGCAGAAAAUGAUCUUUUGGCUACCUCUGAGGAUGUUAUACAUUUGUACAGUAAAAUACCAACGGUAAUGUUAUAUCAUAAAAUAAACUAUUCAAGAUUCAAUCAUUUGGAUUUUGUACACGCAAAAAACGCUUCGGAAUUAGUUUAUACAAAAGUAAUUUCGGUCCUCAAAAAUAUUGAAAAUCAUUUAUAA